AUGGCGCCGGGCAACUUUGGCGCAGGCAGUACCUUCAGAAUCACAGGCGAGCAAUGGCGGUUCAUCAUUGAUGUUACGCGCAAAGGCGACUGUGUUGUGGAUAUCGUCGCCAUCACUCUCAUCGCCAGUCAUGGCCAGGACGGUCGUCGUAAUGGCGGGGUUAUUGCGCGAGCCUGCAAUACUCACCCGACGCCAGCAAAGCAAAAGCUCCCAGGGACAGGACAUUUAAGAUGGUAUCCUGUCACAAGUGGUGGCGAGAUCUACCAGCACUGUUGCGACAAAGAGUGUACCAGCCCUGACAAGUCCCACCCCACGUCACGAGGAACGUGGGAAACUAGUCGACUCCGGAUCAUUCAGAAGGUUUGUGAGCAGGAAGUCUUGACCUGGAGAAGACUGCAUAGGGAGGCUACGGCGAAAGCAUCAACAAACGCUCCGGCUUUGCAGCAGGAGCCUCGGAUGAAUCGAGAAGUCGCAUUGAGGGACAAAAGCAGCACAGCAUGCCACACGGAGAUCCCAAGCUACGAAAAGAUCAAUCAUCUCAACCACAAACAGUUGCAUCAGAUUGCAAAACAACUUCGAGAUGAGGUUGGUUCCCUUCACCACGACUUGCAGGCGGCCAGUAUCGAAACAGAAGCUCUUCGGGCGCGAAAUGUUCAAUUAGACAAGGAGAAUGCUGAACGGUCAGCUACGAUUCAAAAUACGGCGUUAGAGCUGAGUCGUGUCCGCGAGCGGGCAGAAGCGGUUACCGAGGAAAAUCACAUUCGUGCGGUCACCACGAAAGAUCAAAAGCGUCAGAUCAAGAAACUCCUCGAGAAGAACAAGGAGCUCGAGUCUGAGGUCAGUGCCAAUGAUGCCAACGCGGCCGAGAAAGCUGCAAAAGUGCGUAUGGAAAUGCAAGAUCUGCAUCAAACGAUUGCCAACAUGAGAGACGGAACUUUCAACUUCGAACAACUAAAGACGUUGAAAGCUGAUAAGAUUUUACUUCAUCGGCAGUACAAGGGACUCAACAACGAAUACAACGCCCUCAUUGAAAGCAGUCAGUCACAAAUUGACAGAAAUGCCGAACUCGAGUCCAAGGUGGAAAAGAUGGACCGCAAGAAGAAACGCAUGGUGGACAAAUUGAGUAAGCUGGAGGACAAGACCCAGUCACAGGAAGAACACAUCGAGACCUUAACAGCGGCAAGUGACGAAGCCAGAGAAGCGAAUGUGGAGCUGAACAGAAUUACGGUCAUGCUUGAGAAAGAAAAGGAAGAGGUGAUCAAGACCAGUCAAGGAUACGCUGGGCAGCUGAGUGAGCUCGACAACGAGCUCCAACAGAGCCGCGCCAGUGUCGCCGAGCUACGGCGUGAUCUGGAAAUGAAGAACGAACGCGAAAGACGCACCGAAGCCGCGCUCGAGGAAGCUCAACGGAGUCUCAAACACAAGUCAGCUGCGCAUUCGAAUCAGACCGAGAAGAUCAUGGCAGGAUUGAGCGACAAGGAUACCUUCAUUGAGCGACUUGAGGGUGACAUUCUUCGCCUUCAACAACAAUCGCAAGCCGCCCUACAUACGCCGCAACGUGGCCGGGGAGCUAGAGCGGAGCCCCCUGCAUCCGUCCAUGAAUUGCAGUAUCAGCGGGAAAUCGCCCGCCAGGCGAAGGAGAAAGCAAGCGACAUGGAGAGCAAGCUCGAAGCGAUGAAGUUGGCCAUGGAAGCUAUGAAGUCCGAGUUGCAGACCGAGAAGGCCGAGGUGAACGCUCGUAAGGCAGAAACGGAUGCGAAGAAGGCCGAAGUAGAGGCUCUGGCGAAGAAGUGCGCCGAAAGGAUGAACGCGGCCAACGCCAAGGAGUCAUACACGAUGAGCUUGGAAAAGCAGUUGGAGGAGAUGAGGGGCAACAUGGAGGGUAUGCUCGGACGCGUGUCGGUCUAUCAGGGCAAGAAGCGUCGCAGAACGGAGGGACCAGAUUUCCAGCUGUGA
This is a messenger RNA of Colletotrichum fioriniae, 1956 nucleotides long. The record is from RefSeq and is a predicted model, not a curated record. Lineage: Eukaryota; Fungi; Ascomycota; Sordariomycetes; Glomerellales; Glomerellaceae.